GACAGUUAUUUUGACUAUUUCAUUAGGGAUAUAGCAAGUUGAGGUAGGCAACACAUGAAAAUUUCUGGUUUUGAUCGUAUCUUAUGAUUGAUCUUUUUUUUUUCUUUAAGAGGAUAUGAGUUGGAUCAUGAUUUUAAACUAUAAUUAUCAUACUUUUCCAGAGUAGAUAUUUGCAUCGAGUAUGAUGUGCUGUUGAAUCAUUUAGCUCUCGUAUAUAAAUUGUGAUGGAUAAUAAUGACUGAUGCCAUUAUAAUGUAUACUUUUUAGUUUCUCCUAAAAAUUUCUUCAUUAAGCCUCUUAUUGUUCUUGUAAUUGAGUACAACAUGAAGAUUCAAGAGCAACAUCAAGGUUAUAUAUCUAAGUUCACAUUUAGCGUGUAUAAUUAGAUUAAUAGGACAGAACUUGCAGAUAACCACGGGGUAAACUGAGAACACUAUUACAAGCAUACCGAUAUCCAACUUAACUGGAACCUUCGGUGUUACAUGGUGUCCAAAUCAGGAAGGAUAUCCAAUACAUUUGAUCUGCAAACUCUAGUUGUUAUUUAUGUUAGAGAUUUAUUGUGUGCUAGGUCUAGAUUAUGGUCGUAAAACUGUAGUUAAACCUUGUGUUUGUCAUUGGAGAAUGGGCCUCAUGCUACUUGCAUGAUUGUCAUAGAAGAAGAAACAGGUAUUUCUGUUUCUAUUGAAAUGCAUUCCUCAACAUCUAGAACCUAUACAUUAAAACAUUGAGUUGUUCAUGAAUUGUUUGAUCACUUGGGAGGUUCAUGUCAUGAAGAUCAGUUCUGAAGAUCAAUUCUAUAAUGCUGAAACGAGGUGGUUCUAAUGUUCGAUCAAGAAAAAACUUAACUAGGUAUGUUUUCUAUUCUGUUGAAGUUGAGUUCCCAUUAUUAAGUUAGCGUAUGUUCAGGUUGCAUUUAUGUUCCUCAGUAUGAACUCCAUUAUGAUAAUUUUGGUGUGCUAUCUCUACAAUCUACACAUUGCUAAUUUCCUGAAUCCUUUUCAUGUACUCUUUCCAUUGACUACAUUUUCAUUAGAGUGGUGGCUGUAAACAGAAGGUUUUGACACAAUGUACCAUAAACAUGUCAUGUUAUUACCAUAUACUACUACUCUAGGUAUGGAGGCAAUUGUUGAGGAUACAAAUCUUGCAACUCCUAGUUCUGGAUCAUAUAUUUUGUCAUCCGAAUUGAAUGCUACCCAACAACCUCUUCUUAUAGCAAAAAAAUUCGCAGCCUUAAAAUCCACUGAUGAUGGACUUCAAGUCUCAUUAUCGGAUGGUGAUUUGCAAGCUUUUCCAGAUAAUCAACGAGAAGUGGAGAUGGCAAUGCAUUAUGGCCUUGAAUCACUUGAUGAAUUUUCUUUUCAGCACAAUAGCACCACUGGUAAGUAGAGAUGCAAUUGAUAGUUUUUCAACAUAUUCAAUGUUUAUGAGAAUUAGAUAUAAAUCCAACCCAUGCAUGUUGGAUAAUUUCAUAUUUUUUCUUGGACAUAGUCCUAUUUUCCAUACAAUUGUAGUCUCUUUUUUACCAACAUGUUCUAUUAUUUUCUCUUUUGUCUUUUAACGAAUGCUUCGCGAUGAAUUUUUAUGAACUUAUUUUUCUUUCUAGAUGUCAGACAAGUAGGCAAGUUCCAACCUAGAAACAAGUCACAACCAAAAAAGGGAGCUGCUAAAUCUGUUUCUUUUAUGCUUCCUGAUGCUUCCGUUACUGGUCCUCCUCCCAUGGGAUCCUUUUCUGAGAUAACGAACCCUUCUUCUGUACAAGCGAAGAUCGAUAUACAUGUGGACAAUCCUUUGCAUUCAUCAAUCAUAACCUUUGCAUUCUGGUCCAUAUUGAAUUUUCUCUUUUUUUCUCUACAUUUCUGUUGAAUCAGAGAGUUCAAUCUGCUGGUUAAUUUCAUCUGAUGCCCAGACUUUGAUUAGGAGACAUCACAAGCACUGGUUCUGCUGUUUGUAAUAGUGCCAUUGACACUGUCUCUUUUGAUAAGGAUCCUUCAACUGCAAAGACAGGACUUCUUAGAGGACCAUGCUUCUGUUAAAUCAGUGGACACUGAUAUUGACUCAUUUGUUCCCUGAUGACUUGGCCUUAAUGCAAACAGAUUUUACUGAGACUUCUAACCUUAAGUUGUUGCCAGUGACAUUUAAACUUACUGACCAAGUAAUUAAUAGAGAAGAAAUUGGACUUCCAAAGGGUUUGGAGGAUAUUCAUACCGAGUCCCAAUCCCAAAAUGUUCAAAAACUUAAGCAGCAGAUCGAUGAAGGAAGGCCUACUUCAGAAAAUGAUAAAGAUGAUGAUGCUCAUAAACCAUGUAGGGAACUGAGAAAGAGGAUAGCCAAGUGCGGUACUGACCAAAUUGAAGUUGGAAGGAAUGAUGAACGUGGUAUUGACAACUUUAAUGUCUCUCAGAUGGAUGGCAACCGAAGUGAUGAAGAUAUGCCUAAGCCAAAGAGGACCAAGAGAAAGUCAAAGAGGCAGACAAAUGACAUUGAAAAACCCACUCGGAAGCAUAAGAAAGCCUUUGUAAAACCUGAUUCUGUUGUAGAGAAUUCACCUAAAAAGAAGUUUCCUCAUGCCACAAGGCGAAGGAGAAGGCAAGUGAACAAAGUUUUACUGCAAUCACCUGAAGAUGAGAUUGACCUAAGACAGAUUAGCAUAAGAGACCUAAUAAUGCUUGCAGAGGCUAAGGAGCGGAUAGCAAGAAAAGAAACGGCGGCAAUGAGUAAAUUAUUCUCUGGUCAGAGAUGGAAUGGUCAAAACCAAAAUGGCAGGAUGUGCCUCCAAACCAUUGCUUCAGCUAUGCAGGUGUAUCACUGAUGGAAAACUGGUUCUUUGCUGGAGGUGGUAAUAAUAAGAUUGAUAUGUGUGAAGCAUUUGUUUCAUUAGUUAUAUCUUCUAUUUUCCUUUGGCUUUUAUUAAAUGAACAAUAAUAAAAGCAUUGUUCUUACUUAGUUGAACUAUAUUUAUGGAUUAGUCACUUGCCCGAUGGCAUUUCUAGCAUCUA
Musa acuminata AAA Group (dessert banana) is the source of this 2996-nucleotide messenger RNA. RefSeq lists its product as uncharacterized. Lineage: Eukaryota; Viridiplantae; Streptophyta; Magnoliopsida; Zingiberales; Musaceae. The transcript has 6 exons. Gene Ontology annotation, biological process: RNA polymerase III preinitiation complex assembly. Bases 2021 to 2809 code for a protein of 262 amino acids. The record is from RefSeq and is a predicted model, not a curated record. Gene Ontology annotation, cellular component: transcription factor TFIIIB complex. Gene Ontology annotation, molecular function: TFIIIC-class transcription factor complex binding.